UAGUAUGAAAUACAUUUUGAACACUUGAUAGUUCAAAUUGUUACAUCAAUGAUUUGUACGAUGAUAAUUUACAAUAGUCGCUGUCGUCAUUUGACAGUCGAUUCCAUACGCGAUAUAUAAUUUUAAUACAGCUUGAGACGCUUGAUGAAACGGUCUGAUAAAAUUUUAAUUACAGCUGGUUAAUGUGCGUGAAACUUUGACUAAUAUUCAGCCAUAAUAUCGUUGUACUCACUAAGCAGGUUUAGCAAGAUUCAAUGAGAUGACGUAGCAGACGAGGUUGCAGCUAGCCGCUUAUUAAAUGGAACGUUAAUUGGGAUGCUGCCAAUGAAAACUAGUGAAACAGUAAUUUGUUAAAAAAUGUUCUCAAAACAAAUAAUAACCGAAUAUUCGUUUCUUUGUAAAGAUUUUUUUCUAAUCCUAUAUCAAGGGUUGAUCAGUUUCCUAUUACGAGGAAGGUAACGUAAUAAAUAUAUGUAUACGGGAAAAAAAUUGUGUGAAUAAUUGAGUAUCUGUAUAGUAUAAUCGAAGUAUCACUCUAUACAAGCAUGUGAAAUACGAUGAUACAUACGCAUGGAUAGCAGCUGAGACAAUUAGCCGUAGAGUAAUUAACGUUAGAAAAGAGAUGAUUACUCAGCUCGAUACAGCAUUGAUAGAACAGACAGGUUAGUGCAAGGCACGUACGAUACUUCGUGUCCCCUGUGCAUUGACUUGACUUUUUAUCGACUUCAUUCGUAUACCUGUUAGACAGUAAACUCUUUGGCUGCGUUUCGUUUCGCUUUUACGAUGCCGAAAUCGGGACAGCGCAUUUUUGCCGUGCUGCAGAGAUUACGCGGACUCGUGCGACGAAUCUGGCAGGAAUCGACAGGGCGGCGCAAUAACGCUGGGUUAAGAAUGAUUAAAGCAUGUAGCGUUACCGACGAAUGUCUUUCUUUCGUUCUACUUUGGUUCCUUUUGCUUCCGUUUGAAAAGUGGACGAUUAACAGUGAGGCCUCGCUUUGUCGGUAAGGUAGACGCUCAGUUUUUUCACGCGUAUCGACGGAGUGUCGCUCCCGCUUUUUUCUCACUAUUUUUUCAAAUAUAAUUCGUCGAGUUUUUGCUGUUAUUAAUUAUUCGUAUGUCAUUAAUCAUUUCGCAACAGUCGUCGAAAAUAUUUGCGAAAGAAUUAAGCUUUAUUCAUUUGUUGAAUACAAUUAUCAUGACGUUUAAUAUCUGGUUAGAUUCGUUGAAGCAACAAAGAUAGGAUUUCGAUAAAUUCGUAAAGAAAGUAUUUAGGAUGAUAUUCUUUCGUAAUUCUAUAUUCUCUAGGGAAAUCCGUCUGACGCGAAGUACACGUCUAGAACGUUAUACGAGUAUCAAGAAUCUCAAAAACUCCUGAUAACGAUAUGCUUCUAAUGCGUAUAUUCCUUUGACGUCGAUAAUAUCUACGAUCGUCAAACGAGAAUUCCCGAAACUUUACAGGAAAGCAGUCAAAAGAUGCUUUCCCAAGAGAUAUAAUAUACAGUUAAAUUUUUUUAUACAAUCAUACGUGUAUGUACAAUAAACAGGAACGAUCUACUCGCACAAGCAGCUAACGCUAUCGAUGAGAGAACGUUGCUGUUACCAUGAGUAUUUUUUUAACCACGUACUAUUCAGUAUUGAAGCACGUUCCUGUGCACGCGAGUCGACGCCCACUGACGUGCUAAAAAUUAUGCUUGAAAUCGAAAGCCCAUGGUCUUUCUUGGCCAACCGGUUGCCUGGUCUAUCUUGUCACGAUACUGUCACCGUGAUAACGUGAUAACGGGAAGCCGGGGCAAGCAGGUUCUUGACACACGACAGUAGAGUCUAAUGGAGUCAACGGCAGAAUGGAGUCGAGAGUGAAGUGGUUAGUCUAGACAUACCCGGGUGGGACUGGGUACGUACUGGAGAGGAUACAAGCGUUAAACUCGUAGGGGAGGGAGUAAGAGAUAGUCAUGAUCAGGUUGGGAAUAAUUAUGGUAGAUAUGUACUAUCAGCUAUUGUGAGUAUACAUAUAGCGAGUGUAACCGCGUACGCGCAGGAUCAACACAAGAUACGAUUUCCCUCGUUGUCCCCCUUCUGACCUACAGCGCCAUGCGGAAAGUAGAGGCAACUACUGUCGCUGUCUCCCUGCUAUACCCUAGUGUUACAGUAUUUGCAAAUUAUCUGUAAACCUGGGGCUAAGAAGUUGUUUCAGCGUUCCAAGUGUAUAUAGCGAAGGUGGGCCGCCUCGAGCUACGUAACAACCUACAUUUUAUUUACUGCACUUUUACUCGCGUCGCUGCACGGGCGGCCUUGCUGCGGCCUGAAUACCUUGCUAGUCCGCAUCGACGGGCCCUUUCUAUUGCCAGUCUGCGUUUUCAGCUUAAUACGAACUGCCGUCGGAUUGAACUGCCUUGUCGUCGCCGCUCGUUACCCUCCGAUCUUCCUUAGUCGUAUGGACGAGCUUUCGAUGUCUUUACCGACUGCUCUUUUCUCGGUCGAGUCUGGUAGAUCCGAAACGAGAUUCCCCGACUCACGUCAGUCUUAUGCGAGCUAUGCGAUCCUUGAACUCGAUUCGAGUCGUCUAGCCGGGCGUUUUCAUGCACAUGUUCAUGCUUGUCGUACUACGUAUCAGCCAGUAUGAUCCUGGAGGACGCGGUACGUGUUAUGAAAUCCUCUUAUUUUUUAAAUUCUUUUUUCGUCAAGUCAAGAUAACAAAAUUAUAAUACCUUACAGGUUAACAAGGUUAUUUAUAGCGAAGAUAACGAUUGUGAUGAACUGGUUCGAUUUAUAUGAAAUUGUCAUUUUAUUUGUUGCACAAGAAAACACUUUAUCAGUUAUUCAUUGUGAUUGUCACACUGUGAUAUUAGAUUCGUUUGACGCUUGUUAAAGUUUGUGAUAAGCAAUUUAACUGCAUACACCUUAUGGAUGAAUACUAGAAGUGGAUGCUGUGUUAUGAAGGUGUAGUUGGCAAUACUUUGCUAAUCGGGAAUGGCGACCGUUAUCAAUGUCAAAUAUAUAGAGAAUGUGCAACAAGAGUGUGCAGAACCGAUGCUUUCAAAUGCGACACCCAUCGAGAAGGAAAUGUUGGUCAAUAUCAAUUGCUCGAUCGGGAUCAUAAUCGAUUAUAUUCGUGAGAUUGCUCAGCUCGACGAAAAGGUUGAAUUUGAUUUAUGCGAUGAAAUUACGUACCAGUUGAAAAAUGUUUAUUCCUUUCGGCCGUACGUGUCGGGGUUAAUGAUUUUACGACCGAAUCUUACUUACUUGAUUGUAAUAUUACAAAGGGACUCAAGUGGGCAAAUCUUAAAUGCUGUACCGAUAGUUCCUGAAAGAAGUACUAAAAGUAUUAACGACAUUGUUGCCAAGAUUCGUAAACAAACUAAAAGGCAAUCGGGGGCGUCGGUUAGUAAAAUUAUUAUUGUUUAAUUAUGGACAAAGGAAUGUAGUGGCUAUAGUACUUUCUUUUGGCUCGAUAUUAACG
Molecule: messenger RNA, 3457 nt
Organism: Cephus cinctus (wheat stem sawfly)
Lineage: Eukaryota; Metazoa; Arthropoda; Insecta; Hymenoptera; Cephidae
Exons: 5
Coding region: 2968-3402 (144 amino acids)
Source: RefSeq, a predicted model, not a curated record